Messenger RNA from Saprolegnia parasitica CBS 223.65, 689 nucleotides. RefSeq lists its product as hypothetical. The record is from RefSeq and is a predicted model, not a curated record. Gene Ontology annotation, molecular function: hydrolase activity. Lineage: Eukaryota; Oomycota; Saprolegniomycetes; Saprolegniales; Saprolegniaceae. Gene Ontology annotation, biological process: nucleotide catabolic process. The transcript is spliced from 3 exons. The coding region runs from base 1 to 546 and encodes 181 amino acids.
AUGCGCGGCGAAGAGAGCAACUUUGGCAACUUGGUCGCUGACGCGAUCCGGUCCGAGCUCGGCGCGCAGUUUGGCCUAGUCAACGGCGGCUUUGUCCGUGGUGACAAUGUGCACCCGGCGAAGACAACGGUGACGGUGGGACUGCUUGAGAAAGAGAUGCCGUUCCCGCGCCCUGCGGUGCUCAUCAAAAUCAAGGCGGCCGACUUCAAGGAGGCGAUCGAGCAGCACUUGCGAGUGUACCCGGCGCUCUCGGGCUCGUUCCCGCACGUUUCGGGCCUUCGCAUCAUUUACGACCGGUCGCGCCCCGAGUCGCCAGCGAUUACAUCGUUCAAAGAUGAGUUUGGCAGAGACAUCGACUUGGACGCGGUCGUGCUCGUCGCGACGACCAAGUUUGUUGCGGGCGGCGGCGAUGGCUGCGUCGCGUGGCAGAAGGGCGAGCUAGUCUCGACACACGACCAGAUCGCCGAGGAAGUCGUGCGCUUCAUCGAGAAGAAGCGGCUGCUGGCGUAUCCUGCGAAGGAGGGCCGACUCGUCAUCGUCGACUAGACUACCGCAGGAGAUGGUCCGGGAUGCGAUAUCAUAGAACCAUCGUGUCGCGACCGAGGUUACGCUGUGCUAUGCAAGUAAUCUCUUACGCCGCUUCCCCUUGUAACCGCGCGAGCUGCGAGAGAAAGUCAAGCGUCUCGUGG